UAUUGUGUACAGCAGCCAAUAAAGCUGAUUUUGAUAGAAAGGGAGGAGGUUCAAACAAAACAGGAAGCAACUACUUCAGCUGAAGAAGGAAGCAAACUGAAAGUCAGACUCCAUUUUACACGAGACACAGAGCAGAAAGAGGAGGAAAAGAUACUGAGGCAGGACGACUCCAAUAUCAAAAUGGAUGUGAAAACCAACCUGGACGAGGAUGCCAAGAAGACUCCAUUACCCUUCCAACCUGAACACAUUGACGCUAAAUACAGUACAUCCUACAGGUUCAAGUGUCCUGGUCCAGGUGUGUUCCAGUGUGAGUCAACUGGAAUGGUGUUUGUUAUGGCUCAGGAGGCAGAGCUGAAGUACAAGACUGUCAUAUGGGAUGACAACAUCCUCCAACCAGCUGGCAAGGCGCCUGCAGGGUGCUUGUACAAAAUCGAGUGUUCUGAGGAUGCUGCCGUCUGUCAGCUCCACCUCCCACACUGUGAAACAAAGGAAGCGUUGCUCCUUGAUAGCGGGUUGUCUGUCGUCCACAUGACUGAUGAUGGUAUGAGCAUCUUGGAGCCGCUGGAGAUUACAGACACUCAUGUGGUCGUGAAGGUCCCUCACCUCUCUGCCUUUGGCCUGGUCUGGGAUGUCGUUCGAAGGUUUCUGAAAGACACGCUGACAGUAAAGGGGAAAAUUCUGCUGUUCCUCCGACCCAUGAGCCAAGCAAAACAUGUACUCUAUGUAUUUAUGCUGCAGGCCAACAUCCCUCUGCAUGAGGUUGCCGUCCAACAAGGACGUUCUCAGUACAUCAAGAUGUCCUCCGACUGUGAACUCGACUUUGGUGAACGUUACAGUGUCCACUGUCCUGAGAACACCCAUAUACAGCCUGAGGUGGACCAAUUUCACAUAAAAAAUGGACCAAAUUUCCAUCCAACAUUUGAAAUUUUCCUGGCUACAACAACAGAGAAAGUGACUGUGACGGUCGCGACUCAAGAGAGCAAAGAAAUCUGGAAACGCCACGUGUCAAUGAAAGAACCAAGAGGGGAAAUUCCAGCAGAGGACAGCAUACCAGCAGUGGGCAGCGUCCCAGCAGAGGGCAGCGUCCCAGCAGUGGGUAGCGUCCCAGCAGAGGGCAGCGUCCCAGCAAAGGACAGCGCCCCAGCUGACAAGUAGCUUUUCUGAGUUAGGACACCGUUUGUUGGGAGUGAGUCUGAAACUAAUGAUGAAAUGCAGUCAGCCAUAACAAAAUCCAAAGAAGAAAAAGCACGAGACGUGGUAGACAAGGUGCAAAGAAAGGGAACUGAAGCCUGCUCAGUUCUGAUUGCUGCUCUCUGUGUGGUGGACUCAUGUCUCUCCAGAGCGCUGAACUUCAGCUGAAGUAAAACCUAGAAACUGUGGAGUGUGACGAUGAUUAUGAAUCUCCAGUGAUCUGCGAGUUCACACUUCAUAAGAACCAGCUCAAAGUUCAGUUCACACAAAUUAACUAGUUCACACUCAUUUAUUCUGUUUUUUGCCUUUAAAUUGUUUGGAUGCUAUGGCCUUUAAUUAGUCUUUUAGACGUAUUUUCAGCAUCCAGUCCUGCAACACCAGGCUCAGGGACAGCUUCAUACCAUAGGCCGUAAGACUUUUGAACUCUUAAGCUCCUGAGCUCAUCACUAUAACCAGUAGUUCUCAAACUUUUUCUAUCAUUCCCCCUUUGGAGGAAAAAAAAGUGCCAAGUUUAACUUGUGUAUUGAAAUAACAUCAAGAUCAUGAACAUUCCUUCCACUAUUCUUUCUGUACUUUUGGAUGUGUAAAUAAAAAAAUACAACUUUCACCUAAACUUUAUUAAACCACUAUUUUAAUGGCAUGACUUUGAUGUAAAUUUGUCUUCUUAAUUUGUUUGGUCUCAUAUUGUCACAUCUCCCACCGCAUUUACUGUGAACCCAAAGGCAAGAUAGGCUUUGUCACAGGAAUCUUUAUUUUUACAUUCAAAGCUUUUAUCGAGGUUUUCAAAUGAAGCUUCAAAUGUCUAUCAACAUAUUUUAUGAUGUUAUCACCCUAAAAAAAACAUUUUAUAAUAUUUGGGGAAAAUAUGACUUUGAGUUCUUCUGGUCAUAUAAGUGUAAUUUUUGGUGUUGUUAGAUUGCUGCUAGAACGCCCCGUUAGUACAGGUGCAAGUGGGAGAGUAAACAGUUUUUGACCGCA
This is a messenger RNA of Sebastes umbrosus (honeycomb rockfish), 2169 nucleotides long. RefSeq lists its product as uncharacterized. The transcript has 8 exons. Lineage: Eukaryota; Metazoa; Chordata; Actinopteri; Perciformes; Sebastidae. The record is from RefSeq and is a predicted model, not a curated record. Bases 181 to 1155 code for a protein of 324 amino acids.